This is a messenger RNA of Meleagris gallopavo (turkey), 1000 nucleotides long. Lineage: Eukaryota; Metazoa; Chordata; Aves; Galliformes; Phasianidae. The record is from RefSeq and is a predicted model, not a curated record.
UACUCUUAUUCCUGACCUCAUUAGUCAGAUCCAGAGCAAACGCUGCUUUGAACUGUUAGCUAGAGAGCUGCUGUAGGUAUUUCAAAACAUGUUGGGAAGCGAGAAAACCCUGACCUGUGCACCUUGCAAUAACGAUGUAGGGUUCCUGCAGAGGACCAACAGCCUGGAAGACAAAGGCCGGAUCGUCGGCUCCCUGAAGGAGCGGCAGUCUUCCAAGAACCUGCUGGCGUGCGAGAACAGCGAGCGGGAAGCCCGGUUCCGCCGCACCGAGACGGACUUCUCCAACCUGUAUGCCCGAGAUUUGCUGCCCGCUAAGAAUGGUGAGGAGCAGACCAUGCAGUUCCUGCUGGAGGUCGUGGACAUACUCCUCAACUACGUGAGGAAGACGUUUGACAGAUCCACCAAAGUGCUGGACUUUCACCAUCCGCACCAGCUGCUGGAGGGCAUGGAGGGCUUCAACCUGGAGCUAUCGGACAACCCCGAGUCCCUGGAGCAGAUUCUGGUGGACUGCCGGGACACGCUUAAGUACGGGGUGCGGACAGGUCACCCGCGCUUCUUCAAUCAGCUGUCCACGGGCCUGGACAUGAUCGGCCUGGCGGGGGAGUGGCUGACAUCCACCGCUAACACCAACAUGUUUACGUAUGAAAUUGCCCCCGUUUUUGUCCUCAUGGAACAAAUAACACUUCGAAAGAUGAGAGAGAUUAUUGGAUGGUCGAAUAAAGAUGGUGAUGGAAUAUUCUCACCUGGAGGAGCCAUCUCCAACAUGUACAGCAUAAUGGCCGCACGUUACAAGUAUUUCCCUGAAGUCAAAACCAAAGGCAUGGCUGCAGUCCCUAAACUGGUUCUCUUUACCUCAGAACAUAGUCACUACUCAAUAAAGAAAGCUGGAGCUGCACUUGGAUUUGGAACAGACAACGUAAUUUUGAUCAAGUGCAAUGAAAGAGGCAAAAUAAUACCAGCUGAUUUGGAAGCAAAAAUUUUGGAAGCAAAACAAAAGGUU